CUUUCUAGGGGUAACUAAUAGCCCCAAACGGUAAUUAGUAGCCCUAAAAGAGCAAUUAAUAGCCCUACUGGGGUAAUUAAUAGCCUCCAUGGGGUAAUUAAUGCUCUCUAAAGGUAAAUAAUGUCCUCUAGGAGUAACGAGUAGCCGCAAGGGGUAAUUAACAGUCCCCAAUAGGCGAUUAAUAGCCCUAAAGGCGUAAUUAAUAGCCCUAAAGGGGUUAUUAAUGCUCCCUAAGGGUAAUUAAUAGCCCCAAGAGAUACUUAAUAGCCCCCAGUGGGCAAUUAAUAGCCCCAAUUCCUGUAAUUAAUAUCCCCAUGGGGUAAAUAAUGCUCCUUGAAGAGUAAAUAAUAGCCCCAAAGGGGUAAUUAACAGCACCAAGGGGUAACUAAUAGCCCCAAGGCAUAAUUAACAGCUCCAAACGACUAAUUAACAGCCCCCAAUGGGUAAUUAAUGGCCCACAAGGGAUAAAUAACGGCUCCAAAGGGUAAUUAAUGGUCUCUAAUGGUAAUUAAUAGCCUCCAAUGGGUAAUUGACAGCCCCCAAGGGGCAAUAAACAGCCCUAAAGUGGUAACUGAAAUGCCCCAGGGGUCAUUAAUUGCCCCCAGGGGGUAAUUAACAGCCCCCAUGGGGUAGUUAAUGCCAUCUAAGAGUAAUUAAUAGCCCCAAUAGGUUAAUUAACAGCACCCAGGCAUAAUUAAUAGCCCCAAAAAGCAAUCAAAAGCCCUAAAGAGUCAUUAACAGCCCCCAAGGGGUAAUUAAGGCUCCUAUUGCAUAAUUAACACACCGCAAGGGGCGGAGCUUACCGUAAGGGGGCGGAGCUUACCGUAAGGGGGCGGGGCCCACCCAAAAAGGGAAGUAAAGGAGGAAGGGGGGGCGGAGUUUAACCCACGUGACCAAAGGGGGCGGGGCUUCCCCAUUGGCCCCUCCCACUUCCCCAUUGUCCGCGCGGGUCCGUGUCCGGUGGCGCCAUGAGCCCCCCCCCCGCACUGCUCCUGCUGCUGCUGCUGCUGAUGGGAUUGGCCGCUGCAGAGGGAGAUUGCAGCUCCUGCCUGCCGGGCCCGGGACCAAUCGCAGCUCUGGUGGCCGCUGACAUCAUCAUGACGCUGCUCAUCGCGGGCGGGGCCUAUUGCCUGGGAGGGCGGGGCCAGAGAGGCGCGCCCAAGCCCCGCCCCCAGGAGGUGGAGCCGACCUAUCAGGAGCUACAGGGCGCACGUGGAGACGUCUACAGCGAGCUCAAGCGAUAGCCCCGCCCCCUCCCCCUCCCCCCACACCGGGCUCUGGCCCCUCCCCC
Molecule: messenger RNA, 1291 nt
Organism: Strigops habroptila (Kakapo)
Lineage: Eukaryota; Metazoa; Chordata; Aves; Psittaciformes; Psittacidae
Gene: TYROBP
Product: transmembrane immune signaling adaptor TYROBP
Exons: 5
Coding region: 969-1244 (91 amino acids)
Biological process (GO): regulation of immune response; microglial cell activation involved in immune response; positive regulation of natural killer cell activation
Cellular component (GO): membrane; cell surface
Molecular function (GO): phosphatidylinositol 3-kinase binding; signaling receptor binding
Source: RefSeq, a predicted model, not a curated record